AUGGACCAUUCUUGUCCAGAACAACGGCGGAAGUUCGAAGAUCGCUAUCGGGACAGCAGCGUGGCUUCUCUUCAACCCGGAGAGCUGCACUGUCUCUUGACCAAGAUUCACCAGAUGAACUAUGAUUCUCCCUCCUACACACUGGCGCAUUUCAUCCGGCCUCAUAUGCUCCCGGCGUAUUUCGCCACCCGCGCCUUCAACAUCGAACUGGCACGGAUUCCGGACGUCGUGUCCAUGUCGCAGAUAGGUGCCAUGAGGAUGCAGUUCUGGCGGGACACGAUCGACAAGACGUUCAAACUCGCGCCUCCAUCUGAACCCGUGGCCAUUCUCCUCGCCUCGUACCUGUAUCAAAAUCAAGGCAUGAAGCUGAACAAGACUUGGUUUCAGCGCAUCAUCACCGCCCGAGACCGCAAGUUGACCCAUCCUGGGUUCACCAAUGUGGCCGAGCUGGAGUCUUAUGCCGAAUCGACAUAUUCCGCCCUUCUGUACCUCACCCUCUCCGCAUUUCCUCUGCAAUCCCUCACGAUGGAUCACCUGGCUUCUCAUGUCGGGAAGGCGGCAGGUAUCGUAGCUGUGCUCCGUGGAGUUCCAUUACUCGCGUUCCCGCUCCCACCCAACCAACACUCUAAUAAUCCUGCUGGGAAGGGCCUGCCCGCGACGCGGGAAAAGCAAGGGGUGAUUACGCUACCUCUGGAUGUGAUGUCCCAAUGUGGUGUGCAAGAGGAAGACGUGUUUCGAAAUGGACCGAGCGCGGUGGGCCUUCGUGAUGCGGUCUUUGCUGUCGCCACUCGGGCCUCUGACCACCUCAUCACAGCGAGGACGAUGCUGAAGAACAUUCAAGACAACCAAGAUCCCGGACAUGAGUACGAGCACAUGAAUGAUGAAGGCCAUGAAUACAGCAAAACAUCUGCCGAGAAGGGGAACGAUGAACUCGACAAAGGCUUCGGCAUAGUGAUGGGCCCGGCGGUCAGCACGCAGCUCUGGCUCAACCGGCUGCAGAAAGUCGACUUCGACAUCUUCGACGAAAGUCUUCGGAGAGUCGAUUGGAAGUUGCCCUUUGCAGCAUGGUUGCACAACAAGAGGAGGCAGCUGUGA
Messenger RNA from Capronia epimyces CBS 606.96, 1095 nucleotides. RefSeq lists its product as uncharacterized. The transcript is spliced from 2 exons. The record is from RefSeq and is a predicted model, not a curated record. Lineage: Eukaryota; Fungi; Ascomycota; Eurotiomycetes; Chaetothyriales; Herpotrichiellaceae. Gene Ontology annotation, cellular component: mitochondrion. Gene Ontology annotation, biological process: biosynthetic process; mitochondrial respiratory chain complex I assembly. The coding region runs from base 1 to 1095 and encodes 364 amino acids.